CCUCCCUCUCAGGCUGCAUGGUGAGGUUGUGAAACUUGAAGUUGAAGACAGUCAAAUGACGGUGGAGCUUCCUUCUCAGCUGCCUCCUCUUUGUGGUGGAAUCGACACUUUGGAUGUCAAGUCAGAUCAGAGUCCGGAGACUGUGGAUAAGGAGCCUCUGAUGGCAGCAGAGGAGGCGUGGGCUUUGCUGGAUCCAAAAGAGAAGGCUCUGCCCAAAGACGUCAUGGAGAGGAGCGAUGGGACUUGGGCCUCUGCGGGGACUCCAGAGACUGGUUCUGACCUGGUCUCCUGUGUGGAGGAAGAGGAAGGCCACUUUGCAAAGAUCUUGGAGGAAGGAGAGGAGGAAAAGGAAGAUCAGUUAGCCAAGAGCUCUGAGGAAGAGAAAUCAAAAGUUGAUGGAAAUCAGAACGCUGAAAUGAAUGAAAAGCAGAUGAAGAAAACUGAGACAAAACCAGGACAGAGAAGCAAAUCCGUUGGUACUGAAACAGCUGUCUUCUAUGAAAUUUCAUUACUCGGAGAAAGUCAUAAAAAGAUGAUUCUCGAUAAAAAGAAGCAGUCCUCUGAGCAAGGAAAUAGCUUUGCUCAGCAACUCUACCUUACCGAACAUGGAUGGAUCCAAACAAGAAAGAAAACGCACCAGUGCUCAGUGUGUGGAAGAAGUUUCAUGAAGAGCUCAAGUCUCACAUUACACCAAAGAAUUCACACUGGGAAGAAAGCAUAUCAGUGCUCAGAAUGUGGGAAAAUCUUCACUCAGAGCAUGAGCCUUAAGGUGCACCAAAGAACUCACACAGGAGAGAGGCCCUUUGAAUGCUCAGAAUGUGGAAAGGCCUUCGCUCAUCUUGUGAACCUUAAAGUACACCUAAGAAUCCACACAGGAGAGAAACCCUUUGAAUGCUCAGACUGUGGAAAGGCCUUCAGUCAGAGCAUGAGCCUUAAAACACACCGAAGAGUCCACACAGGGGAGAAACCCUUUGAAUGCCCAGUAUGUGGAAGGACCUUCGCUCAUCGUAUAAACCUUAAAGUACACCUAAGAACCCACACGGGAGAGAAACCAUUUGCAUGCUCAGUAUGUGGAAAGGCCUUCACUCAAAGCAUGAGUCUUAAAACACACCUAAGAAUCCACACGGGGGAGAAACCCUUUGAAUGCUCAGAAUGUGGAAAGGCCUUUGCUCAUAAAACAAAUGUUAAAGUACAUCAAAGAACACACACAGGGCAGAAGCUCUUUGAAAGCUCAGAAAGUGGAAAGACCUUUGCUCGGAGGCUGAACGUUAAAAGACGCCAAAGACGUCACAUGCUGAAGGAAACCUAUGAGUGUCCAGAUUGUGGGGAAAAUUUCACCCAAAGCAUGACUCUGAAGCUGCAUCAACGGAUUCACAUGGGAGCAGGUCACACUUCAGACCUGGAGCUGUAUCAAGGAGUUUUGGAGGAGCCAUAGAAAUACCCGGAAGAAUACAAAAUGAAUGUUGCUGAUAGUCUAACAUUACACAUAAAAGACUGUACGUAUUCUUUAAUUCUUUUUAAAAUCACUUUUCCACUUUAUUGAUGUUUUACAUAGUGGAAUUUUAUAAGUUGAGAUGUCAAUGAAUUAAAUAAAUAUAUUUGAAUAAUUUGUUUUUAAACUGUGUUGUAUUAGUUUUAUCUUUGCAUUACCCCUUCCUUCUGUUAGGUAAAUAAGUAUUUUUAAAUUGUGCCCUUUUGGCAGGGCAGUCUUCUUUUUUAUUCUGUAAAAGGCCAUGUACACCGAUGGCACUCUAUAAAUAAAUCAAUAA
Molecule: messenger RNA, 1769 nt
Organism: Sceloporus undulatus (fence lizard)
Lineage: Eukaryota; Metazoa; Chordata; Lepidosauria; Squamata; Phrynosomatidae
Product: zinc finger protein 501-like
Exons: 5
Coding region: 56-1435 (459 amino acids)
Biological process (GO): negative regulation of transcription by RNA polymerase II; regulation of immune system process; regulation of cytokine production
Source: RefSeq, a predicted model, not a curated record